Messenger RNA from Cynocephalus volans (Philippine flying lemur), 2741 nucleotides. It is a transcript of the gene HPS6, whose product is annotated as HPS6 biogenesis of lysosomal organelles complex 2 subunit 3. The record is from RefSeq and is a predicted model, not a curated record. The coding region runs from base 69 to 2393 and encodes 774 amino acids. NCBI's taxonomy places the organism in Eukaryota, Metazoa, Chordata, Mammalia, Dermoptera, Cynocephalidae. The transcript has a single exon. Gene Ontology annotation, biological process: lysosome localization; organelle organization; protein localization to membrane. Gene Ontology annotation, cellular component: BLOC-2 complex; lysosomal membrane.
GCGGACCGAGCGCCGGUCCUCGCCCCACGGGGCGGCCGGGCCUGGACGUCUCCGGCGCGGGCGGCAGCAUGAAGCGUGCGGGGAGUCUGCGCCUGCUCUCGGACCUGAGCAACUUCAGCGGCGCGGCCCGGCUCCGGGAGUUGCUGGCCGGGGACCGGGCCAUCCGAGUCCGCUGCAGCCCGGAUGGCCGCCACCUGCUACUGUUGCGACCCGCGGGGGCGCCGACCCCGCAGCUGCUGGUCGCGGGGCGUGGAGCCAGCGCGGAGCUGGAGCGUGCCUGGCCGGCUGGCCACCCCUCACCGCUAGACGCCUUCUUCCUGCCGUGGCCGGCGCGACCGGCGCUGAUCCUGGUGUGGGAGAGUGGCCUAGCCGAGGUGUGGGGGGAGGGGGUGGGGCCUGGCUGGCGGCUGCUGCAGAGCACCGAGCUCUGCCCGGGCGGUGGAGCCCGCGUGGUGGCCGUGGCGGCGCCCCGAGGCCGUCUGGUGUGGUGCGAGGAGCGUCAGGCCAGCGCUGAGGGACGGCUCCAGCUGCCCGCAGCCGCCUUCAGCCACCGCGUGUGCGUCCGGACUCUGGAGCCCAGUGGGGAAGCCGGCACCAACCUGGGCUGCACACACGUCCUUCUGCACCACUGCCCCCUUUUCGGGCUGCUAGCCUCCCGCAAGGACCUUUUCCUAGUGCCCACUGCCACCACCUGGCCUGGUGUGGCCCACAUUCUGCUCAUCUGGAGCCCAGGCAAGGGCAAGGUGAUGGUGGCUGCCCCACGUCUUGGCCUCUUCUACAGUAACAGCCUGAAUCCCGGACGAGGGGACACAUGGGACUUCCGGGCACUGCUCCGAAGCCUUCCUGGGAUGCUGUCCCCCAGGGAGCCAUUGGCUGUACAUACCUGGGCCCCAACUCCCCAGGGUCUGCUGUUGCUUGACUUAAGGGGCACUGUGAGCCUCAUACAGUCCCACGGUGGCACCCGGGUUGUGGGCACCCUGCAGGAGGCACCUGUAGGCCCGGGGAGGUCUGCAGCCCUGGGAACAUUUCAAGGCACUCUGGCCUGUGUGCUGGGUUCCACCUUGGAAUUGCUGGACAUGGGCAGUGGGCAGCUGCUGGAGAGGAAGGUCUUAAGUACAGACAGAGUACAUUUGCUGGAACCCCCGGCCCCUGGCAUGGAAGAGGAAGAGCUGGAGACCCGAGGCGGUCUUCGUUUGCUUUCAGCCUUGGGUUUGUUUUGCGUGGGCUGGGAAGCCCCACAGAGCCUUGAGCUACCUUCAGCCAAGGACCUGGUGUUUGAGGAAGCCUGUGAGUACUACCAGCGGCGGAGCCUGAGGGGUGCCCAGCUCACCCCAGAGGAACUGAGACACAACAGCACAUUCCGGGCACCUCAGGCCCUGGCCUCCAUUCUCCAGGGCCACCUGCCCCCGUCUACACUGUUGACCACACUGAGGGCUGAACUUCGGGAUUACCGGGGUUUAGAGCAGCUCAAGGCCCAGCUCGUGGCCGGGGAUGAUGAGGAGGCUGGCUGGACUGAGCUGGCAGAGCAUGAAGUGGCACGCCUGCUGAAGACCGAGUUGGUGGGAGACCAGCUGGCCCAGCUCAACACUGUUUUCCACGCCCUUCCUACAGCAGCCUGGGGUGCCACUCUCAGGGCCCUGCAGCUCCAGCCAGAUGGGAAUGGAAAGCUGAGGUCCCAAGCUCUCCCUGAUGUGUGGAAGAAGGUGCUAGGGAGUGCAACAGCUGGAAAGGAACCCCCCAACGGGAUACUGCCCCCCUUCGAACUCUUGUGUCAGUGCCUCUACAGGCUGGAGCCUCGAUGGCUGCCACCCUUUGUGGAGCUGGCACAACAGCAAGGUGGGCCAGGCUGGGGUGCAGGGGGCUCAGGGCUGCCCCUGUAUCGCCGAGCCCUGGCAGUGCUAGGUGAGGAGGGGAACAGGCCUGAGGCACUAGAGCUAGAGCUACUCUUGGGCAGUGGGCGGCCAAAAGCCGUGCUCCAAGCUGUGGAGCAGCUGGUGCAAAAGGAGCAGUGGGAGCGGGCUGUGGAGGCCGGCCUGGCCCUCAGCCCCUCUAGCCCCCUGCUUCGAAGCGAGAUCUUCAAACUGCUGCUAGCUGAGUUUGCCCGGCACCGCCAGCUUGAUGCUUACCUCCCCCUCCUUUGCCGCCUGUGCCCACCAGAACUGGCUCCAGCUGAGCUCCUGCUUCUACUGCAGACAUAUCUCCCAGAUGAGGUGGGGCCCCCCACCCCAUUCCCUGAGCCUGGGGCAGAGCCCCCUCUGACUGUGGGCUUGCUCAGAACUCUGCUGGAGCAAACUGGAGCUCAUGGACGGCCCUCAGGCCCAGUUCUAAGCCUAUAUGAGGACAUCCUGUGGGAUGCAGGUACUCCACCCCCCACCCCACCUCGGGACCUGUGAUUGUCCUCCAGGCAUCAGACCAUAGAGGUCUGGGCACCAUCUGGACAGGGCCUCUAUGUAACUGACAAAGGAAAUCGUUUCUAGGACACUGUGAUCGAUUGGGAAAGGGUGCCUAGGAGUUGGAGGGGCCAAGGUGGGACCUGUGUAUGCAAUACUCCUCUCUUCUGGAGCAAUUUUUAAAAUCUGUAUGUGUAUGUGUGUUAAAUAUAUACAGAGUUUGUAUGUUUUUGAACAGCUGAGCUAGCUGGUUAGCUCAGUUCAUUACAGCGUGGUGCUGAUAACAUCAAGGUCCAGAAUACCUUGUACUGCACGGGCACCAAAAAAAACCCCAAAAAGACAAAAUAAAAG